ACUGUGCGGUGGUAAACGAACGUUUUAACGUUCUCCAUUUGGUGGUGGCUAGUUGGCUGGCGGACUCCUUCGAAGGGGCGGCGAUGGUGCAGGAGGAGGAGGAGUGGUUCCCCGUUGGCAUGGUGCACGCGAAAAAGCCAAACGAAAGGUAAAUUUUCCAGGCAAACUCCUGGCUGCCAUCGAGGAGUCCGCAGAGAACAAUUGGUCGCGCUGGUUGAGAGCUGAAUAUUUUCCAAAUAUUAGAAAAAAUUGCAGCACACGGCUAUCAAAGAUGAGUUUGCUUUUGAGGCGACGUUCACGCAGCGAGACGCGUCCUCAGGAGAUUCCCGCGGAGAAGGCCAAGCAGCCGGAGGCGGAGAGACAGCAGGCGAAGCAGCACCAAGUGCGCCAUCAUUAUCCGCAUGCCAGUGAGCAGAAUCUGAACAAAUUGGGCCUGGUUUCUAGUUCUAGUGGCUCCACUGGCGGAAUGGGCAGGCGCAAGACAUCGGCAGAGCUGAUAAGCGAGGCCAAGCUGUUCCUGGGCGAAUCCGUGGGCGCCGCUCCCAUGAUGGCCACCGGUGGAGCUCGUUUGGUCAGCACCCGUCGACCCAUUACGCCCCGCGAAUCCGGCAGGGUUUUGUACGGCAAAGUGGCCCUCGCAGGACGCCCACCGAGCGCUUUCUCCAUGCGGUAUCUGCAGAACGAGAAACCAUCCACGCCCCGCCAGCUGCCGGCUUUGUCUGGCUCCGGACCCGCCGCACCCAUGCCCACCAGGAACGGAGCUCUGCUCUGCCAGUCCAGCACUGAGACCCUGAUUGAGCUGCUCAAGCAGCAUCGUGGCCUAAAGGAUUGCAGCGAUGAGACAGUGCAGCACAUAAAUGCGAUCCUCCAGGAGCUCUACACGCGCGUGAGAAAGCAGGAGCGCAGCUUCAAGCGUGGCUUCAUCCUGGGCGGACUCUAUGGUUUGGUGGAAUGCAGUUCGCCACGUGUUCUCUUGGCCGUGGCUCGUGUGGUCUUGGCCCUCCGAGUCACGGGCAGCAACCUCACAGGUGCCUGCAAGCUGAUCUUCAAGGUGGCCAGGCACGAGCAGCAUGAUGCUCUGUUCCACGAACACGACGUCCUCGAGCUGCUCAUCGAUGGCCUGGGACACGCGUCGCCCUUGGACGAGCCGGAGGCCUGCAUUUAUGCCUACGGCUGCAUACGCUUCCUGACCGCCAGCAGUGCCCAGGAGCGCGACGAUGCCCUCAACCGCAAUUGGAUUGGUCUGGAGGGCACUGGCGAGCUGUCUAUUCCCGCCCUAUCGGCCAUUUCGUCGGCGCUUUCCCCGCGGAAACUGACGGGCCAGCAGACGUUGGUUUCCCGCCUGGCUCGCCACGGCGCCGUGGAGCUGAUGAUCCUGCACCUGCAGAUGCUGAACGAGGCGGGGGCCACCAAGAGGCUCCAGGGGCCGCCGCUUCACACGCUCUAUCAACUGUCGGCCGCCAUGAGAGCUUUGGCGGAUGUUUCCCAACAGCAGCAGCAGCAGCAGAGCCUGCAGCUCCAGUUGCAGCUGGCCUGUCCGCAUCUCAUCCGGGCGGCCGAGGUCUCCAUGGGCGAACUGGAGGUGCAGGCCAAUGUGGUGCGCACGCUGAGCGUUCUUUCCGAGGACUCCGAUUGCUGUGAGACGCUGCACAACUAUGCGGCCAGGAUUGGCCUGCUCCUGGGUCCUUCCUGCGCCGGCGGCGGGCAGUGCGGUGAGCGUCUCCUGGCGGUGCUCAGUCGCCUGGGCUAUAUGCUGGGCAAUAUACUGGCCAAACACGAAUCGGCGCGCAUUCAGUACUUUCACAACGAUGUGGCCAUGGAGUAUCUGCUGAAUGUCCUGGAGCAGCUCAACGAACGUUCGCCCGUUAGUGUGGCUCUCUUGGAUGCCCAAAUCAAGUUGAUACGCGUGGUGGCCAAUAUGAGUGUGAAUCCCGAGGUGGGCGCCGGUUUGGGCAAUGUCCGUUCCCUGGGCGCCGUUCUCCUGCAGCUGCUGAGCAAAACCAGCGCAGAGUUGGCCAAGAAGAAGACGGCGGAACAACAGGAGCUGCUGCACGCCACCUUGGGAGCCCUGCACAAUCUGUGUUUCUAUCAGGACAAACAGGCAGUGGUGCAUCCUUUGGCCGAGGGAUCCCUUCAGAGCCUCAUUGACGACCUGUCCGCUUCGUUGGCCAGUGUUUUAAGCAACUGUGCGGCGUCAGUGACCAAAGUGGAGUUGUCCCGCGUGCUGGGCAAUCUGACGAGGAACGAGCGAGCUCGUCGCUGCUUCUGUGCCGCCGGAGGAUUGCCGCUGAUGGUGCAGCAACUGACGAAGCAGGCGUCUGGCCAGGAUUACGAGCUGCGCACCUGUGCCAUUGGGGUCCUGGUCAAUCUGCUGGGCGAUGGUGAGCAGCGAGGUCCUUUUCUGCAGCUCCGAGGGGCGGAACUGCUGUCCCUGCUGCUGCGCGGAGCCCUGGAGCAGGAGGAUUGGUUCCUGGCCAAUAUCGUUUGCCAGGCCCUCUGGAAUCUCCUCAUCGACGGCCAGUGUGCGGCCAAUCUCUGCCAGAGCGGCAAUAUCCUCGAUGAAGUGAGCGAUUUGCUGGCCGAUUAUCUCGAUGAGGAGCGAUUACUGCCCGGCGAUAACGAUAACGAAGAGGACGAUCCGGAGAGGGAACAGGAGAAUGUGGAGGCGACGGAAACGGAAACAGAUCCAGAUCCAGAUCCUGAGGCCCACGAUGCUUUGUGGGAGGAUUUCGCCCUGGUGGCCACCGAUUUGCUGGAACGCAUCCAAAACAACUUUGAUAGACAGCAGCAAUCGCAGACAUUGGUUGUCGAUAACGAAGACGAUAACGACGUAUUCAUCGAGGAAAUGUAGUAACAGAGUUCGUUCGAUAGUUUAUAGUGUUUCUAUGUGUUUACCUAUCUAUUAUUCGAUAAAUAUCUUUAACCAAAUAAUCAGAGCCAAUUAAAAAUGUUUGAAAAUACUCUUGA
Molecule: messenger RNA, 2967 nt
Organism: Drosophila takahashii
Lineage: Eukaryota; Metazoa; Arthropoda; Insecta; Diptera; Drosophilidae
Product: armadillo repeat-containing protein 2
Biological process (GO): cilium organization
Molecular function (GO): protein binding
Source: RefSeq, a predicted model, not a curated record